Molecule: messenger RNA, 1582 nt
Organism: Rosa rugosa (rugosa rose)
Lineage: Eukaryota; Viridiplantae; Streptophyta; Magnoliopsida; Rosales; Rosaceae
Product: adenylyl-sulfate kinase 1, chloroplastic
Exons: 7
Coding region: 315-1187 (290 amino acids)
Biological process (GO): sulfate assimilation
Molecular function (GO): ATP binding; adenylylsulfate kinase activity
Source: RefSeq, a predicted model, not a curated record
CACACCCGCCACCACACAAACGGCCCCGCCUCUUCAUUUCGGUUCGAAACUAGUACAAGUAGAGAGCUUUAGAGCAGAGCGGCGCAACCUCAGAAAUGGAAGCGCAGCCGUUCGUCCCCAUUCCCAUUUCUUCUUCACCCAACCACUUCCUCUCUCCUUCUUAGCCUCCCAUAUGCCUCUCUAAUUUUACUUCAACAAAAAAAAAAAAAAAAAAAAAAAAUUCGUUGCGGAAUCUGUGUGAGCCGUCAACCACUUUCCCACGCCUCCAUUCAUUCAACGCCAUCCAAGUCCAGAGUUUGCUUUUGAAUCUUAGCAUGAAUGUGGUGAAAGCAGCUCCACCGUCGUUUUGUGGCUUUAAACCGCGCGACGUUGAAUCUGGACCUCCGGCGACGGCGAAGUUGGGGUUCGUGAAGGUGAAUGAGAGCAAUGCGAUUAAGAGCUUGGGCUUGAGUUGCGGAGUUGAUGUAGGAUCCAGGGGUUUAAGGCCGAUUAAGGCCAUGGAGGACCAAACCGUCUCUGUGAAAACUGAUCGCUCUGCCAUUAAUGGUAAAAAUCUCCGCCAGAUGUCGACUGCGGGGAAUUCAACGAACAUCGUGUGGCAUAAAUGUGCGGUGGAGAAACUGGAUAGGCAGCGUUUACUUCAGCAGAAAGGCUGUGUCAUAUGGAUUACUGGUCUUAGUGGUUCAGGAAAAAGCACUGUGGCGUGUGCUUUGAGUCAAGGCUUGCACUUGAGAGGAAAGCUGACCUAUAUUCUUGAUGGUGACAACGUUCGGCAUGGUCUAAAUCGUGAUCUUGGUUUCAACGCAGAGGAUCGUGCAGAAAACAUACGAAGAAUUGCUGAGGUCGCUAAGCUGUUUGCGGAUGCUGGCAUCAUUUGUAUUGCUAGUUUAAUAUCUCCUUACCGAAAGGACCGAGAUGCCUGCCGUGCACUAUUUCCGGAAGGAGAUUUUAUUGAGGUGUUCAUGGACGUGCCACUCAACAUAUGUGAGAAUAGGGAUCCGAAGGGCCUCUACAAGCUUGCACGAGCUGGAAAAAUCAAAGGUUUUACUGGGGUUGAUGAUCCAUAUGAGCCACCACUAAACUGCGAGAUAGUGUUGCAGCAGAAGGGAAGGGACUGCGUCUCCCCAAGUAGUAUGGCUGAAACGGUGAUAUCUUACUUAGAGGAGAAAGGGUAUCUGCAGGCCUGAUAGCUGAGAAAAGCUUCCGCUUCCCGAGUGCCAGAGAUGCUCUUACUUGUAACGUAAUAUGCUGCAAAGCAUUAGUUUUUCCCAGCUUAAAAGAAAAAAGUAAUUGCAAAAUAGAAUUUCUCUCCUUUCCCGACUAGGAAAUUGCUCGUUUCCUGCCUGUUCUGGUUCCAGCAAUUUAGUUAAUCAAUCAAUUAAUGAAUAUAAUUCGGUCGAAAGCUACCUUCUGAAGUGUGGCUUUUGAUCCAAAAUGCAAUAAGUUAGUGGAACCUGGCAGAGGAGAGUUUUUGUUUUAUUUUUUAUUUUUUGUCAAAGUGGAAUAGGAGGUUCAUGUAUUGGUUGUGUCAAUUUGUAUGGAUAUACUUGUCACAUAAAAAUAUUUAUUGUAAAGUUGCUCA